GUUUAUGUUUCCACGUGAUGCAUACGCGUACAAUGGAAGUUGUUCAAUUACAAUUUGUUUUCUUACUCUUUUCUUGCUGACCUCUAAUUCAGUCCUGCGCCCUUUCUUCUUCUUCAACUGUUGCUUUCAACUUUGUUCACCUUAAUUCUUCUAGAGGGUUCGUCUGCUUUUUUUUAUAAUUGUUGGAAGUUUCACUAGUUGCUUUCCAACUUGGUGGUUGGUUUUUCUGCAUAAAGUUGCCAUCUGGGUUCUCUGGUCUUAUAUGUAAAGGUUCUGGAUUUGCCAUAUUCAAUUACGGGUUCUUUGAGUUUUGGGAUUAAUAAAGAGGUGCUCUUUUUGGGUUCCUAGCGAAGGAGGUUGUUUGGAGAAGAAAGGGUAGGUAUGUUUUAGAAAGUAGCUCACUUUGGCACUAUUCCUAAUCCUGUCCUGAUUUGCAACUCUUUCAUGAGCACCUUUAAGGUGAUAGAUUGAAGAUGCUGUUGAGUGGAAGAAAAAAGAGGAUAUAAAACGAAAAGCAAAUAGAGAUUAGCAUCUGCUUCAUUACAGACUCUCUCUCUUCUGGCUUGAAAAGCUUUUGAGUUCCACUAUUGUAGGAAGUUGGCUCAUUUGAUUUGAUUUGAUCUCCAGCUAUUGGAUUUAAGGAAGUUCUUAAGAGUUUCAUACUUUAGGCAUUAGGAAGCUGAAUAGGCCAUCCAUAAUGAAUCAGCCUAAAGUGAAGCGUAGAGUGGGUAAGUAUGAAAUGGGAAGAACUAUUGGUGAAGGAACAUUUGCAAAGGUGAAGUUCGCAAGGAAUUCCGAGACAGGGGAACCAGUGGCUCUGAAAAUACUUGAUAAAGAGAAGGUUCUCAAGCACAAGAUGGCUGAACAGAUCAAGCGGGAGGUAGCUACAAUGAAGCUCAUACAGCAUCCAAAUGUGGUUAGAUUAUAUGAGGUGAUGGGAAGCAAGACUAAGAUAUUCAUUGUUAUGGAGUUUGUGACCGGAGGAGAGCUUUUCGACAAAAUUGUGAAUCAUGGACGUAUGAGGGAAGAUGAAGCCAGGAGAUACUUCCAGCAACUUAUUAAUGCAGUUGAUUAUUGUCAUAGCAGGGGUGUCUUUCACCGAGAUCUUAAGCCAGAAAACCUUCUGUUAGAUGCAUAUGGGAACCUCAAGGUGUCAGAUUUUGGUUUAAGUGCACUAUCACAGCAAGUCAGGGACGAUGGCUUGCUUCAUACAACUUGUGGGACACCAAAUUAUGUAGCUCCUGAGGUUCUUAAUGAUAGAGGAUAUGACGGAGCAACUGCAGAUUUGUGGUCCUGUGGCGUGAUACUCUUUGUAUUGCUAGCAGGCUACUUGCCUUUUGACGACUCUAAUCUUAUGAACCUGUAUAAAAAAAUUUCAGCUGCUGAGUUUACUUGCCCGCCUUGGCUGUCUUUACCUGCCAUGCAAUUAAUUGCUAAAAUUUUGAAUCCAAACCCACUUACUCGGAUAACAAUAUCCGAGAUUUUGGAGGAUCAAUGGUUUAGGAAAAAUUAUCAACCUCCCGUGUUCGAGGAGAAAGAGCAGCAACCCAGCUUGGAUGAUGUUGAAGCUGUAUUUAAGGACUCCGAAGAACACCAUGUAACCGAGAAGAAGGAGGAACAACCGACUGUUAUGAAUGCGUUUGACUUGAUUUCCAUGUCCAGAGGACUGAAUCUUGAGAAUUUGCUGGACACUGAACAGCCGACGUUCAAAAGGGAAACAAGGUUCACUUCCACGAGCUCAGCUAAUGAGAUCAUCCACAAGAUUGAAGAAGCAGCGAAGCCUCUCGGUUUUGAUGUCCAGAAGAAAAACUACAAGAUGAGGCUCGAGAAUGUGAAAGCAGGCCGAAAAGGAAACCUUAACAUCGCAACCGAGAUAUUCCAGGUAGCACCUUCUCUCCACAUGGUGGAAGUGCGGAAAGCAAAAGGUGACACUUUAGAGUUCCAUAAGUUCUACAAGAACCUCUCGACAUCCCUCGACGAUGUGGUGUGGAAGACUGAGGAAUGAGAACGACAUGCGAGUAGCGAAGUGAAGCGCAGAGGGAGAGAGAGCUGUAUAAUCACUGCUUUUGCCUUUGCCCCUAGUCUGUCAUUAUUGUACCAAGAGCUAUGUUGUAUCAUCCGUUCUAUAUCUUCAUUCUUUUUCUUUUUGGCCUCCUUCUUCUUUCUUUUGGGGUUUUGUAUAAUUAGCUUUAGCCAAAUUUGAUAAGGUUUAGGGACAUCUAUGGUUUCCCCCCUGGGUUUGGCAUCAUCUGUAAGUUAAGAGAGAUGUUGCUUAGCUAGCUUUCUAUAUACUUAAAUGUUUCUCGAGUGUGUCCUCUCAGGACAAUUCACUAAGGCGAUGUUGUAAGUUCUGAGAUUCACUAAGUGCAAUGUGCAAUCUAAGUUCUGAGAUUCACUAACCGGAUCGAAUCGAGAUUGUGUUGGAUUGAUUAGAGUGUAUCCCCUGUUAUAUUUUGUUCUGAAUUGGGUCGAUUUAAGAUAAAGAGUUGGAUUGAAUACAUAAGCAGA
Linum tenue is the source of this 2508-nucleotide messenger RNA. NCBI's taxonomy places the organism in Eukaryota, Viridiplantae, Streptophyta, Magnoliopsida, Malpighiales, Linaceae. The record is from the annotation of a GenBank genome assembly.